AUGCCAGGGCCUUCGUUCAAACAAGGCUGCAGUCUUUGCAACGCCCAGGCCACUGCCGUUCUCACUGGGUUGCCACCCACGUUCACUCACUGCGGUCGCCACAACAAUGCUGAGAUUGCCAGUUUCUAUACCGCCGUGUCCACAGUCAUUAUGAACCAGAACAUCGCAGCUGCUACUUCCACACAAACUGGAUCGUCCGUUCCCGGAGCAGCAUCUACAACAGCACCAGUGUCCUCCUCGAAUGCAGAGCCACGCCAGCCGGAUGUGCCGUCUAGAUCGACAACUGAAGAUGUUCUGAGCGACCAAGAUGCUUCCCCAGCUCAUCAGGCAGAAGAACAUCUCCCUGGCCUCAUGAUGACAAGCUACGAGGUUGCUCGCACGAUGGCUCAUCUCGACGUGGCGCGGUUGAGUGUGCACUACGCGAACGACAGCAUGCGAAGAAUUUGCCUAGACAUCUUCCCAGCAGACGAGAUCUUGCCGCAGCUGCCUGGGCUGAGCGAGUCUCUCGCGAAGAUGAGAGAGUGGAUGAUUGCAUUGAGGAAGGCCAACCUAGGCGAGGAGGCUAGCACACCGGCCGGAGACGGUAAGAGACGCAAAGGAAAGGGGCGAGCAAGAGAGGCGACGGAAGGAACGGCGGGUGUGACGCUUGCGCAGUCACAGCAAGCUCUUGCGCAGGGAACGGAGCAAGGAGAUGAAGAGGCGGAAGAGGAGGCUGAGACAGUGGUGGAUGAGUAUGAGGUUAGAGAAGAGUGA
Molecule: messenger RNA, 753 nt
Organism: Saxophila tyrrhenica
Lineage: Eukaryota; Fungi; Ascomycota; Dothideomycetes; Mycosphaerellales; Extremaceae
Exons: 2
Coding region: 1-753 (250 amino acids)
Source: RefSeq, a predicted model, not a curated record